Messenger RNA from Mya arenaria, 778 nucleotides. RefSeq lists its product as uncharacterized. The record is from RefSeq and is a predicted model, not a curated record. The transcript has 2 exons. Lineage: Eukaryota; Metazoa; Mollusca; Bivalvia; Myida; Myidae. Gene Ontology annotation, molecular function: zinc ion binding. The coding region runs from base 103 to 465 and encodes 120 amino acids.
UUCCCUCACUAGUCAUUAUUUUGAUUAUGAUGACUUUGAAAACUGUAAUUUAGAUUCAAGUGUUAUUUGACAAGUUCAAAUGGUUGUCAAAUCUUAAACAAAAUGGCGUUUGGAGGUUCAUCUAUUUACAAGGGAUCUGACCUGAUUCAUGACUACAGUUGUUCCAAGUGUGACGACAAUGACUUUAACACUGAAGCACAGCACUUCUGUCCAGAGUGUGAACACUAUCUGUGUGAUAAGUGUGUGAGGAUACAUGGCGAGUAUUUCAAGAAGCAUGCUGUGUAUGGGCGUGGAGACAUCAAGAAGUGGGCAGGGUUCUCCAUGGACAGAUGUGACCAACAUGGCAACAAGCUGGAGGUCCACUGUGAUGACCAUAAAAACUGUGUUGCCAUGUAUGCGUGUCACUCAACCACCGACUUUGUAGCAGCAUUCGUCAUUUGCCUGAACUGGCCAGAGGAUUCCUGAAAACAGCAGAGUUCAAGCAGCUGCCAACAGCAAUGGACAAGAUGUUGAGCAGGCUGAAUGAGCUCAAGAAUGGCAAGAUGGAAGACCAAGCCUCGCUGAAGGUCUCAUACAAGAACAUCUUGGUUGAAAUCAAAGCUCUGCGUAAGAAGUUAAACCAAAUCUUAGACAAGCUUGAGCAGAAAACAGUGGAGCAAUUAGAUAGCAUGAUGAAAGAUUUAGAGAAAACGUUAAAAGAUGACAUUAAAACUUGUGCUCACAUGAAUGAGUUACUGAAGACCAUGAUGGACAAGUGCAGGCAGAUAAUUGGAAAAAA